UUUGUAGUGGUUGACAGUGGUAGCUGCUAGCUUACAGGGCACCGCAGCUCCGGCGGGACAGCGAUGGCACUUAGGCGAUAUGUAUCUCAAAAAAAUCAAACGGAAGGCUGGACUGAGCCGCUAGUGAUGGAUAUGCAGUAGUUCCAGUGUUAUAUGCUGCUUUAAGGAGUCUCUGGACACCGCUUAUCAAGCUGAGGACAUAAAGCGUAACUUAGCAGGCUUGUUCUUCACGGGGGAGGAAGUUUGUUGCGGCGAAGGGAACAUAAUAGGAAACCGGGGAGGGACAAACUAUCUCGACAUGGAGGACUUCGGGUCGGCCCUGGAGAAAAAUGUGGCUGACCUCACGGUGAUGGACGUGUAUGACAUCGCCGCAGUGGUGGGGCAGGAGUUUGAGCGGAUCAUAGACCAGUAUGGCUGCGAGGCUCUGUCUAGGCUCAUGCCCAAAGUGGUGCGGGUCCUGGAGAUCCUGGAGGUGAUGGUGAGCCGCAGCAGCAUCAGCCCGGAGACCGAAGAGCUGAGGCUGGAGCUGGACAAGCUGCGUCUGGAGCGCAUAGACCGUCUGGAGAAGGAGAAGAAGCACAGAAAGGAGUUGGAGCUGGUGGAGGAUGUGUGGAGGGGAGAAGCUCAGGAUUUGCUCUCCCAGAUUGCUCAGCUGCAGGAAGAGAACAAAACCCUUCUCACCAAUAUGUCCAUGAAAGACCCCAUGAGCGAGGAGGAGCUGCAGAGGCAUGAGGGUAUGUCAGAAAGGGAGAGGCAGGUGAUGAAGAAGCUCAAAGAAGUGGUGGACAAGCAGAGAGAUGAGAUUCGAGCCAAGGACCGUGAACUGACUCUAAAAAACGAGGACAUAGAAGCACUCCAGCAGCAACAGUCUCGACUUAUGAAAAUCAACCAUGACCUGCGCCAUAAAAUCUCUGUGGUAGAAGCUCAAGGGAAAGCUCUCAUUGAACAGAAGGUUGAGCUGGAGGCCAGUGCUCAGGCUCGGGGACAGGAAGUUGCUGCUCUUCGACAGGAAGCGGCACGCUUAAGGGAACGGCUUCAAGGAGAGCUGCCUGCUCAGAACCCGGACGAGCCCCCACCUCAGCCUCCUUCACCCGCAGAGUGUGGUAAAAUUGCUACAGUGUUGGUGGGGGCUGAGGGCUCCUCAGAGCUGACACCCAGGGGGGUUGAUGGUGUAUCGUGGCCUCUGUGUGGUUCCCUCAGCCCAGAGACACAUGAGGAUGCUGAGGACGAUGCAGUGUUGCUUUGGGAGGCGCUGUGUGAGGAGGAGUCAGGGGGCCUGGAUCCAAAGGACCCCAACAGGCCCAGAUUCACCCUGCAGGAGCUGAGGGAUGUCCUGCAUGAGCGGAAUGAGCUAAAGGCCAAAGUGUUCCUGCUGCAGGAGGAGCUGGCCUACUAUAAAAGUGAUGAGGCAGACGAGGAGAUUGGAACUCCAUCUUCUUCUCCCUCCCCUGAACUAAGGACUCGCUCCCGCUCUUCUGCCCAGCCAGAAUCGGGAAUCAAACGCCUGUUUAGUUUCUUCUCACGUGACAAGCAGCGGAGCUCGCAGCGCAGUGCACAUUUCGAUGUCGGCUUCGGCUCGUGGGCAGGCAAAGACGACGUGUACACCGAACAAGCCCAGGAGGCGUUGCAGCACAUGUAGUCACCGUAUGGGACUUAAAACUCUUAACACUCCCAUCACUCAACUGCACACCAAACCAACACUAGCAACUCACACUGCAGCUGAAAUGCCAUGUACAUGAGGUGAGAAGAUGGCAAGAAACAAGAAGAAUCUAAUGUCCUUGGAAAAAAUACUGUGUAUACUUCAAAUUCUGCCAUUUAAAAAAAAAAAAAAAUCCCUGAAAGUGUUUUACAGGAUUGACGUGCAGGCGAGAGGGUAAACUCAGGUUGACUGUGGAAAGUGGAAUGUUUUGGCAGGUGGUAAAUGAUAAGGAGCCGGAGGUCCGGAGUAAACAAGGGGGGAAAUGACUGCACACCUGAGUGUCACUAGUUUUUUUUAAUGAGAGCAACAUUUUAAUAUCCCAUUUAGUUAUUUCAAAUUUCUGUCAAGUAGGCAGCUAAUCAGUCCAUCACCAGCGUUUUGCAAGUUGAGUAUGCAGCUCUAUGAAAUCUAAUUGAGGCCUCUGUUUAAAUGUUGCAUGCAGUCACAAUUUAAAGCUGUGUGAAGGUGUGAAGAUAUUUUGUUCUCAUAUUUAAUGCAGCAGUUUCUGUGACUAAAAAGAAUGAAUGCAUAAACACUUGGGUAUGAGAAUUUAAAGUACUCGUGUAAAGUGAAAGUUAGAUUUUGGCCAUCAUAAUCCCAAUUUGUCUUUGCAUUUUUACCCAUUCAUAAUAGUUUUUACUAUCCUAUUACAGGAUGGUUUAAGCAUUUUAGCAUUUCAUGACAUCUCCUAUAAUGUUGGCUACAUGUUGUAUGUAGCCAAAAUAAGCAACAUUGUGGCUUUAAUGUUGAAUUAGUGAGUCAUUAAUUCACAUAUUUGUACUUUUUAAGUCAAUGUUUUCAAUAUUCCAUCAUUUCAUGGUAAUAUAAAAGCUUUGACGUGGUGAAUUAGUUCAUUAUAAAACUUUUCCAGUUUUAUUUAAGUCAACUACUACUGAUGAAUUAUUUUACAUUUUUUACUCACUCAUCAUGGUUUAGUAUAAAUUUAACACCUGACUUAAUAAUUUCUUGCUUUUAUGAUCUGAAAACCGUAAAUGAAUGUAAUGCAUUUGACUAAACAAAUUAAAUUGUAAGAUUUAGCAAGCCCGUUUUAUUUAUUAGAUCUUUAUAAUACUAGUGAUCUUUUUAUAGAUUAAAAGUUGUAAAUCAUAGCUUGAGCUUUUCGUUCAUUGCUGCAAUUUUUUUAUUUUCUUUUAGUCAAAUUCUAAUUCUAAUUUAUUAACUUAAUAAUGAUGUAUUGUCUCAUAAUUUUGACAUAGUAAGGUCUUCACCCACUAUAGUUUUGACUUAGUAUCUCUUUAUUUUGUUCGAGAAAUUUGAAUAUAUUUAUGUUUGUGAUGCUUUUUUCUUUUUAUGUGCCCCUUUUCUCUAACAAUUAACACAGAUUUCUCUUUUGUGAAACACAGAAUAGCUGUGCCAUGGGAAUUCCUCUAAUAUUUUACAUACAAACUUACAUUUGUCAUAAAGUCUGAUUUCAUGCUUUCAGUGACAAACGUGACGCUCCACAUUGUGCUCAUGCAAACCUGCAGUUUUCUAACACCAGCCAAACCAUAGCAGGCAAUAAUAAAUUACAUCUAUAUGAUUCUGUUUAAUUUCUAUAAUCAAACAUAGACCCGAAGAGCCAGUGUAAUAUUGUAUUUGAAUCACUUAUAACAAAAACAUACAGCAGCUUUCACUUCAAAUAAAAGCAAAAUAAAUUAAAAUGUAUUUUAAUUAAUACAUAUUGUGCCAUCAGUAAGAGCCUAAAUCUUACAUUACAUUUGCACUUUUUCCCUAGAUAAAAUAUUCAUAUUCAGCAUAAGCAACAAUAAUAACCCCGAAUAUCAUCACACAUCAUGUGCAAAAUAGAAGUCAGUGCGUUUGUGUUUAUAUGCAUCAUUUAUACAAGGCCUCAAAUUUAAACAUGAAUCAAGGCUCUGUUUAGAAACAGUGUAAGUCAUGAAGGAUUAAUUAUUUCUCAAAUUGUGCAUGGUUUAAAAUAAUGGUAAUUAAGCUGAAGAGUGUGUUUACAUUUAUUUUUUAAAAAGACUAUUUUGCGGAUGGUGCUUGUGCUUUAACAGCUGAUGCCUUCAUGGAAACGUUAACAGUAGUGGCACUUUAUCUUCAUUUAUACUCACCCAGGAAGGUGGAAUAAAUGAAUGGCAAAUGAAAAGAUUGAGAAAUGAGGCUAAAGACGUGUGUCAAAGCAGCUUUCCCCCUUUUAUGAAAUCACAGAUAUGUUAAAGAGAAACUAUAUUUUACAUGUUAUUUGGAAGUCAAAGGGAUCUGCUCAAUUUAUUCAUGAAGGAAUUCAACAGUGAAAUAUUUUAAAGGAAAUGAACUCCUACCCGAGUGCUCACUCCAAUCUUCAUUUUUUUCCUUUGAGUCUCCUAUGAAGCCCAUUAAAGUGGAGAUUUAAGAGAUAUAUUGAAUGGAUCAGUGCUUUAUGAAAUUCAAACAUGUCACAUCAGUAAUAAAAAUCUGUAAUAUUUGACAUUUUUACACGUGUUUUUUUUUUUUUGUUGUUGUUGUUGCUGCUUUUCCUAACUUGCAUAACAAAUCGCAGUCACGUUCAAGUGUUUGAUUUGUUCAUAAUUGUAAAAGGAAAUGGGCAAGGGAACAUACAUUUGUAAACAAAGAACAUCCAGUGCAGUGUGGUAAAAUAACUGGUGUGGGGGAAAAGUUUAACUACAUUAAUUUUCCUCUGUCUCAAUUUAAACAUAAGGCACAAAGCAGUGUAUUUGGUUGAAAUUCCAUUGUACAGAAUAUAUCACCUUUUGCACUUGUGUAACAAUUUAGAAAUCAGGUCUAUAUGAAGAAGACUAAAUAUGAAAUAUAACAGACAGCACAGCAGUAGUCGUCCAAUUCACCAAAAAAAGGAUGAUUUUAUUUAUUUAUUUAUUUAAGAUGCUGGGUUAGUGUGGAAAGUUGUGACAAGAAGAAAUAUGAUUUAUCUCAAUUAGAUGAUGAUAGCAUGGUGGUACAGGGGUUAAUACCGUCGCCUCACAGUGAGAAAGUCCUGGUCUCGUUUUGAUUCCAACCUGGGGUUUUGCUGUGUGGAAUUUGUGAUUCUAAAUUGACCUUGGCAACCUGUCCAGGGUGUACUAUAACUCUCGCCCUGUGACACCUGAGAUAGGAUCCAGCCCCAACCCUAAACUGGAUAGGUGGAAUAAAAUGGACAGAUGGCGUGGUGCAGAGUGCCCUCUGGUGAACAAACUAUACAACAUCAACCCUCAUGGUAGAAAAGAGUUCUUCCCAUCUU
Messenger RNA from Haplochromis burtoni (Burton's mouthbrooder), 4898 nucleotides. It is a transcript of the gene rilpl1, whose product is annotated as Rab interacting lysosomal protein-like 1. Lineage: Eukaryota; Metazoa; Chordata; Actinopteri; Cichliformes; Cichlidae. Gene Ontology annotation, molecular function: protein dimerization activity. Gene Ontology annotation, cellular component: ciliary basal body; cytoplasm. The transcript has 8 exons. Gene Ontology annotation, biological process: cilium assembly. The record is from RefSeq and is a predicted model, not a curated record. The coding region runs from base 299 to 1639 and encodes 446 amino acids.